Soboliphyme baturini is the source of this 509-nucleotide messenger RNA. The record is from the annotation of a GenBank genome assembly. Lineage: Eukaryota; Metazoa; Nematoda; Enoplea; Dioctophymatida; Soboliphymatidae.
UUGCGGCGGAAACGAAAGAGUGAUGCCGUGGCGUCGAGCCCUUCUAAGCAUCCAUCGCCGGGUGGCAGUGCCGGUCUGCUGGAAAUAAAGGACGCAAAGGACAGGGCGAUAAAGCACUGCGAAAAGUUUCUGUGCCGGGACGUGACCCCGGUUUGUGUACUGAAGGCGUGCGAUAAGUGCUGCGGGAAAGGUUACUCGUCCAAGUGGCACCAUAUUUCGAUCGGCGAGCACUAUUGCAACUUCUGCUAUGAAUUUUACAUGUGCGUAUCUGUCUUUAUUUUCCGAUCGACCCUUUCACAUAUUUUGACCGAUCACUUGUUGCAUGCAGCAGUGAGGUACAGUAUUCCACUUGUUUCAUGGACGCCGUCGAAAGCGCACACGACAAAAGCAGUCAUAUUCAAUUCAUGUGAUACUAAAAUAAAAUUGUUUCCUUUUUCUCGUUAUUCGCAUAUCACGCUGUUAGCUUUUCCUGAUCCAGAACGUCGACGUAAAUUCUAUUACCAGUAAUA